AUGGAAGGUUGCUCGCUGCAGACCCAAGGGGGUGGAGCAAAGCUCCAGCUCCCCCUCGCGGGACCUAGUGGGCGCGGCUUGAGCUACCCUAGCGCAUGUUCAGUCAAUCGGAAUUUACACAAUUUGCAUCGCACGAUGCAUCAGACAGUACUUCUUCGAGGACAGGAUCCCCUGCUGUCUAUUGAGAGAUGCACAGUGUGCUGCAUAAAAUACCACUGUGCCUACUGUAAACUGGGGUUUAACCAUUUACACGAGCUCCAAAAUCAUGUAACUAAUCACAUGCAAAAUGCAGUUCAACAAGAAGAUUUUACCAUCAUCAAGUGUGGUCUAAACUGCAGACCAUCACCACAUUUUCACUGCUGCUAUUGCACUUCAACAGUAAUCAGACGGGAUGGUAUUAUUAAACAUUUUAAAACCUGUAAAAACACAGCAUCCGGACAGCCGCCAUUGCCAGCAGCACCCCCAGCAUCAGCAGCACCACCUCCAUCCCCAGCAUCAGCAGCACCACCUCCAUCCUCAGCAUCAGCAGCACCACCUCCAUCCCCAGCAGCACCACCUCUAUCCCCAGCAUCAGCAGCACCACCUCCAAAAAGAUUAUGUGUCCGGCAACAAAUCAGGGUGACUUGCACACACUGUGGAAUUCAAAUAAACCAAAGGAACUUGCUGGUUCAUAUUAACAGAAGACACAGGCAAAGGGUAACUGACAUUACAGCAAAACAACACCUGUAAUGUAAAUGCAAUAAAGGCAAAAAUGACAUCUGCAUUCACUCUAUUAACAUGUGUUUGGAGUUUAUACUAACACAAAUGAAUGUCUGUGUUCUUAUGAAAACCAUCUUGUUUUAUCCUCUAUUUAUUUUUAAAUGAACUAGCUACAAAGUUGUACAGUAUUUUUUACAGGUGUGAGGAGUGAUGGAACAAUACUUAUGUGAUUUCAUGAACUGAACUGUGUCAUGCAUUAUUAAAUGUAUAGCAGAUCUGUUUGAGAUCAAACUUUUUUCAGCCAUCUAUGAUUUUCAGUAUUGUAUCCACCUUAUUUUUGAACCCGGAAGUAAACGAUGUGACGUACUUCCUUUUUUGUGUUGAGACUUCCUUAUUAUUAGCCGGUGGAAAACAAUGUAAGUGUGUCGCCGCAGGAGCACACUCAAAACACUUUUAAAACCGCUCUGGUAAACAAAAAAAACACCCGCGAUGUAUUACACAGUGGGAGGAUGAAGUGGCCUGAUAUAUCAUAUAAGGAUUUAUUCAAUUACUUUGUACUUUCUCUCGGAGUUGACGGGUCUUCGCUGCGCAACCAUAAAAGCACAGAUGUACCAGUAAUGUUACAUGCACAGUCAGUCGAAAUUUGUACAUGACCUAGACCACCAAUUCGUGUUUUUAAAAGCAGACGUGAAUACCAGUCAAAGUGGAGCAAACAUUCCUGGAUACUUACAACUAAUAACGGAAGAAUGGAAACGGCUGAUUGAUCUUGGUUCGCAGGUCUCCACCGAGCUGCAGCAUCCAUCACAACUUUCUAAAACAACUCAAAACACACAAAUAACUGUCUGUUUUAUGUCUAUUAAAUAAAGACAACAUUUCAUGUUGUUCAUUCUCUCCCUUGCUUGCUUCAGCUUUAAUCCUCCUAGUAACAUGGCCUGGUAAAGGUUAGCAGUAGCCUACUGUUUAGCGUGCUAACAAAAUGUUAAAUGUGCUGUUGAUAAAAGUGUCUGCCAAAUGAAUGAAAAUGUGUAGUAUCGUGGAGUAUCCUCUAGGUGUCACUAGUGAUUGUUAAUGGGGGGUUAUGAUAUUAUAAGGUUGUUGAAGAAGAUGUGCCAUGUGCGAUGCAUGCAGGUCUUGUCUGUUACUCCUUACUGAAGUAAAAGGUACUUUCAACAUAUCAUGUAGUAGUCUGUUGAUUCCAUGAAAGAUACUACAUUUUUGGCGACGAGGAUAAAGCUGUAAACCUAGGAUUAUAAAGGAUUUACGUCGACUUCAAAGGUAGAAACCAUGGCUACAGGAACUAUUGGCUCACUAGCAACGUUUGAUGUAAAGGUUCAAACAUGGGAGGAGUAUACUGAAAUACUGGAGCAAUUUUUCAUGGCUAAUGAAAUCGACGACGAGGGUAAGCAAAGAGCUAUUCUCAUAAGUGUUGUGGGAGCACAAACUUAGUGUGAUGCGAAAUAUUCUCAGCCCUACGAAACCAAGUGAAAGGUCUUAUCAGCAACUGGUAACGAUGCUAAA
This is a messenger RNA of Triplophysa rosa, 2217 nucleotides long. RefSeq names its product zinc finger protein 414-like. NCBI's taxonomy places the organism in Eukaryota, Metazoa, Chordata, Actinopteri, Cypriniformes, Nemacheilidae. The transcript is spliced from 3 exons. Bases 1 to 729 code for a protein of 242 amino acids. The record is from RefSeq and is a predicted model, not a curated record.